GCGGGGCGCGCGAGGCUGCCGUUGAGGGACCGUUGGGGCGGGCGGCGGCGGCGGCGGCGCGCGCUGCGGGCAAAGAGUGUGGAGGCGCGGACGCGCGGCGGAGCUCGAGCUGCUGCAGCUGCUGCCGCCGCCAGAGUAACCUCGAUCCCCGAGCUCCGGACACCCGGUGCCUCGCCAUGGCUGACCAGCUGACUGAAGAACAGAUUGCAGAGUUCAAGGAAGCCUUCUCCCUCUUUGACAAGGAUGGAGAUGGCACCAUUACCACCAAGGAGCUGGGGACUGUGAUGAGAUCGCUGGGGCAGAACCCUACUGAGGCUGAACUGCAGGACAUGAUCAAUGAGGUGGACGCAGACGGCAAUGGGACCAUUGACUUCCCAGAGUUCCUGACCAUGAUGGCUAGAAAGAUGAAGGAUACAGACAGUGAGGAGGAGAUCCGAGAGGCCUUCCGUGUCUUUGACAAGGAUGGGAAUGGCUAUAUCAGUGCCGCUGAGCUGCGUCACGUCAUGACGAACCUGGGGGAGAAGCUGACGGAUGAGGAAGUGGACGAAAUGAUCCGAGAGGCUGACAUUGAUGGAGAUGGCCAGGUCAAUUAUGAAGAGUUUGUACAGAUGAUGACUGCGAAGUGAAGGCCCGGGCAGCUGGCCAUGCCCGUUCUCCUGAUCUCUUCUCGCGCUCUCCUCUCUUCAACACUCCCCUGCGUACCCGGUUCUAGCAAACACCAAUUGAUUGACUGAGAAUCUGAUAAAGCAACAAAAGAUUUGUCCCAA
Molecule: messenger RNA, 767 nt
Organism: Arvicola amphibius (Eurasian water vole)
Lineage: Eukaryota; Metazoa; Chordata; Mammalia; Rodentia; Cricetidae
Gene: Calm3
Product: calmodulin 3
Exons: 6
Coding region: 177-626 (149 amino acids)
Molecular function (GO): calcium ion binding
Source: RefSeq, a predicted model, not a curated record